CUUAUGAAGCUGACGAUGUGCUGGACGAGUUUAUGUACGAGAAUCUCCGGCAAAAGAUAGAGGUCGAAAACGAAAGGAAGAGAAAGAUGCAGGUCAUCGGAUCGAGGAAUUGGGAUGCUUAAAUCAACUUAGAGGAAAAUUAAACCUCUGGAAUCUAGGGCAUGUGAGAGAUAGAGAAGAAGCCCGAAAAGCAAAUUUAGAAGAAAAGGCCAAAAUAUACAAGUUGAGAUUUUACUGGACGAGACGGGGAUCGGAAAGAGAAGGCAACCACGAGAAUGAUGAAGAGGUGUUGGAAGGUCUCAAGCCUCACCGACAUUUGAAGAGCUUAGCAAUUGAUGGCUUUGGAGGAAAGAAAUUCCCAUCAUGGAUGUCUCUGCUAUUUGGCAAUUUGAUUGAGAUCGAAUUUGGCAAUUGCAGAAAAUGUGAGGUUCUUCCCACUCUUGGGCUUCUACCCCAUCUUACGGUUCUUACAAUAAAAGGUAUGGAUGGUGUAAGACGUAUAGGAACUGAGUUUUACAGUAACUAUAAUAAUGGAAGUGAUGGCACUAUAUUGUUCCCAGCUUUGAGAAAACUUGAUUUGAGUAGAAUGCCCAAUCUAGAGGAAUGGACGGAUGUGAUGGAGCCAGCAACAACAACAGGCCUAAUGGUGUUUCCUUGCCUUGAGGAGUUGAGCAUUCAAUUUUGUAACCAACUGAAAAGUGCUCCAUGUCUUUUUUCGAGUCUAAAGAAAUUACUCAUUAGGGACAUGUGUAGCACGACAUUUGAAAACAUUAUCAGCAAGCUUACCACACUCACGUCCCUCGAGGUUUGGAAUAUUUCAGGACUUGCUUGUCUGCCAGAGAAGUUAUUGCAAAAAAAUGCGAGUCUCAUGUCUCUGACGGUAGCGGGAUGGGCCGAUUUGGUGUCCAUCGUGUCACAUGAGGAUGUAUGGGCCUUCUGCACCUCUCUUCGAUCGCUUAAAAUAAAAGUCUGUUGGAAAUUACAAAUACAAGGUGUCCCAUCCCAUCUUCAACGCUUGGAGAUAUCUGGGUGUGUUAUUCUACCUACUGGGCUACAAUCAUGCACGUCUCUUACCCUACUAGAGAUUCAGCGUUGUGAUAAAUUGAAAUCAAUUCCAAAUCUAGGACAAUUGCGUUCUCUUACUCAAUUAAAAAUUAGGUAUUGCGACAUUUAG
Quercus lobata is the source of this 1174-nucleotide messenger RNA. Its product is annotated as putative disease resistance protein RGA4. The coding region runs from base 368 to 1174 and encodes 268 amino acids. The record is from RefSeq and is a predicted model, not a curated record. NCBI's taxonomy places the organism in Eukaryota, Viridiplantae, Streptophyta, Magnoliopsida, Fagales, Fagaceae. The transcript is spliced from 2 exons.